This is a messenger RNA of Cantharellus anzutake, 975 nucleotides long. RefSeq lists its product as uncharacterized. The transcript has a single exon. Lineage: Eukaryota; Fungi; Basidiomycota; Agaricomycetes; Cantharellales; Hydnaceae. The coding region runs from base 401 to 811 and encodes 136 amino acids. The record is from RefSeq and is a predicted model, not a curated record.
GAGCAUCUGGAUGAGCAUUGCGCUGCGCUUGGAGAAAGUUUGUCUUCAACAGCCUUAAAUCCACAACAAACGGGUUGGAGUUCUCGGGCAUAUUCAGCAAUGUGUGAUAAGGUGUCCGUGUCAACGAUGAGGUCCAUCGUCUCCCGAUGAGUGAUUUGGGAUAAGUCGUUAGACGCCUCAACAACAUCGUGUCGAACAAGGGCGUGGCUUGUCAAGAAAAAGCGCCAAAUUCGAGGUUACAGUAAUGAGGCUUUUGCAAAGAAUUCAUUCGCCAUGCUUAUGUAAUCACUCCACCAAACUCCAGCUCGACCUGACAUCAGCGCUUAGCUUGAAGUUGUCUCAGGCCCAAUUGGGCACUCGUUUUCGACGAGGUACAGCCUCUUGAUGCUAGUUCUGGCCCAUGUCGGAAGUGCAAAGCCCAGUUCCACCCCCUCCUGUCCUAAAACCGACGAGCUCUGAGGAGACUGGCAUCAUUACUCAUCUUCGCAACGUUUCUGGGUCCAAGAGGUUCCCUUUGAGAGUGUUUAAAAGGCUAAGACCAUCCCCCAACGUCAAUUCGAAGGCAAAAGAACGAGUGAAUCGAAAGAGCCCUGCUGAGGAUCCGGAGGUGGAGGAUGAGUAUCGUCUUAGGGAUCGCAUCGCUGCCCGAAUUCAACGGCUUAGACACGGAAGCGUUGAUUCCCAGUAUGAGGAUGACCUGGGAAGCGAGGCUCUUGUGAAAUUCAUAGAUGCGCGACAGCGUCCCAACGAUGAUGUUUAUGACAAGGAUACUUAUAAGUGGGCGAUAUUGUAUGAAAAUCAGCGAGGGUGAGUGCCAAGAUGUAUUGAUGACUGCGUCUUUUGGAUUAUCUUUGGGGUAGAGCCACAUUUUUUGGAUCGACGCGAUAUUCUGCAUCAUCUCUCCUCCCUGGCGAUCCACCUCCAUUUACAUUGGCUCUUAAACCAGGCGUCAAAGACCGUAGGCUUAUGUUCACC